GUCAAGACCACAAUAAGAAUGCAAAAGAAGUUCUUAUUUCUGAUGUCGCCCGCACGAAGUCGGAGGCACUCGAGGUUUCGCAGCUGCGAAUGUACAUGAGGAGCGAGUACGACCGGCACGUGUCUGAAGUGGUGGAAAAAUUGGUGAAGCCCCGGGACGCCGCGUUUCGGCGCAACACGUUUUGGCGGGAUUUCUCCCCGGCGUUGCCCGUGCUUGGGGCGGUUGCCGCGGUGGGUUACGUGUGUAGUACCGCGUGCAGGCUGUGCUCCAAGGCCUUCUGGCAAGGGGAAAAGAGCGGCGCAAAAAAAACGGGCGAAUCGCGCUGGUGCCAGGCGACAGGAGACUAUCCCUUAGCAGUCGCGACCUUGUGAAGGAGAAAAGAGCAGCUCAUGCUUCCACGUGUAUAAAUGAAAACUCAUGACUCUUCACGGCGCGCAUCCAUGGCCGAUGAUGAAAACACAAUACAUCAGUGAUGUUUAUUUGCACUGACAAUGACAUCGAAAACACGAGGUAAACAUACACAGCAUCGUGUGUGAAUUAAUACUCCGAGAAGUUUCGAGUAACAGCCACACAGUAAAGUAUUAAGUAUGUAUUGACGAACUCGAAGUAAAAUUGUACUUACUGAAUAGUGCUUAGUCGUACAUGAUGUUGACUAGUAGUCAAUCUGGGAGGACACAAGUGCAGGAGUCCCUCCGGCAAGCAUAGUAGAGUGACAUCAUAAGGGAAUUUUAUGGCCGAAUGCGAAUGCUAUACUUUUUGUCUUCAAGACUAAGACACCGACAAAGUGAAAGGCAUGGGAAACGACACUAACAUCAACAUACACGAACGCGACCAUGCAAGAAUCAGCAUAGAAUUAUCAUCCAACAACACGAAGAGCAGCACAAGAAAACAUUUUAUUUUAUUCGACGAAGGCUGGUGCAG
Amoebophrya sp. A120 is the source of this 921-nucleotide messenger RNA. The record is from the annotation of a GenBank genome assembly. NCBI's taxonomy places the organism in Eukaryota, Dinophyceae, Syndiniales, Amoebophryaceae.